Molecule: messenger RNA, 1128 nt
Organism: Hemisphaericaspora subhashii
Lineage: Eukaryota; Fungi; Ascomycota; Pichiomycetes; Serinales; Debaryomycetaceae
Exons: 1
Coding region: 1-1128 (375 amino acids)
Cellular component (GO): extracellular region
Source: RefSeq, a predicted model, not a curated record
AUGAAAUUGAAAUUAAUCUUAUUAUUCUAUUUGACAAGUGUUGUUCUUUCAAAGACAGUUUAUGUGGAAACAGUAGUCACUGUUACCCCAACCUCAUCAUCCACCAUCGACCCGCCAUCUGAAAGUAGUACCAAAAAAGCAAAAACUAUAGUGCAAUACGUUGUAGAAACAGUACAACCAGAGGGAGAAGGGCCAACCACCCUGACUUCAAAUAAGAAAGGACCAACUACAGUGAUUCAACAGGUUGUAGUCACCCAUACACCAAGUCAAGAGGAACCAACUACCUCUUCAUCCGAAGUGCAACUGGAGAAGAAAGCUAAAACAGUUAUUGAACAAGUUGUGGUAACCGUUGCACCAAGUGAUUCGGAGCAAUUGGAUCCUCCUAAAGAAACUCAAGUAUCUGAAACUGACGUUGAAACUCAAAAUGAACAAGAUACUCCAGCACAAGAACCCACGGAAAAGGAAACUACUGUUGUCGUACAGGAAGUCGUAACAGAAGACCCCAACAUUAGCUCAACCGACGUCCAAAAUGCGAAAACUAUAGUUGAACAAGUAGUUGUCGCGGUCAUCCCACCAACAACUCUUGAAACAAGUUAUAUCACCGGUUUGAACACCCAACCCACGCCCGUACCGGAAUAUGUACCAGAAAUAGACCCCUCUGAUCCGUUAGCUCAAGAGAUUUAUUCCUACACCGGUCCUUAUAUCUUGAAUCAAACCUUCUCUGAUAUAAUGUUAGCCGAUCAUAAUAAGAAACGAGCUCGCCAUGGGGUAGCACCACUCCGCUGGUCAAAUGAAGUCUUCAACUUUGCUGCUUCAUAUGCUGAACAAUACGCUUGCACUGGAAAGUUAAAGCACUCAGGGGGGAUGUAUGGAGAGAAUCUUGCAAUUGGAUAUUCACCACUAGAUGCUAUGAACACUUGGUAUAUUGAAGGUGAGGAAUAUGAAUACGGUACUGAGAAUGUAUAUGAUCAUUUCACUGCUAUUGUUUGGAAUAGCACCACAUCCGUUGGAUGCGCUUAUAAAGUGUGUGAAAAUCUACAGGAUGUUUGGUAUAUUGUUUGUAAUUAUGAUCCACAUGGGAAUAUUAUUGGGUUUUCUUCAAGGAAUGUCUUUCCACCUCUUUAUUAG